AUGGCCUCCAUCACUCAUGAUCGAAGUCGGAAGCCAAGUUUCUCUGCUUCGCGAGCGUUCCUACUCAGCAGGGGACCAACGCAUUCCAACAGUAAACCUGAAGUCAGUUCGUACAGCUUACACCCUAUGACCAAGUUCGCGAACUCGUUAAUGUAUGGAGUUGUCAACUCGAUUCGAGCCAUCCCCACCAUGUACGGCUACGCCGCCAUCAUCUUCAGUCACCCGACCUUCUUGCACUACAUGCCGGCUUUGUCCAAGCUCGUCAUCUUCUCCAGCGCAAUCCACCAGCUCAUGUUCACGCUCAUGAGUUCGCUGCCGUUCGCCAUCGGUCAAGUGCAAAACGUCGGUCUCAUCUUUCUCGGCGCCAUGGCCACGUCGAUUUGUAACUCGCUUAACGACAACGACGACGAAGACGUGACUGCGGAGGCCAAGAUUGCCACGACUAUCGUCACUAUGGGCGUCGCGACGGCGUCGUUGGGCGUUUGUCUGGUCAUCAUGGGGCGAUUCAAACUCGCUGCUCUUGCCUCGUACUUACCGAUGCCCGUGAUCGGUGGUUAUCUUGCAUACACCGGCAUCUUCUGUCUCUUUGCCGGGUUUGCAAUCAGCACUGGAUUAGUGGUCAAUGAUUUCUCGUCGAUGCUCGAUGCGUUCAAGGACACUCACAACAUUAUCCUUUGUGUACCAGGAUUUAUCGGUGGUAUAUUACUAUUGGUGAUUUCGAAGAUGUAUAAGAACCCGUUCGCACUAUCGACUGCUAUUGUGGCUAUGCCAGUAUUUUUCUUCUUGGUUCUGGUAGCCGGCAGUAUUUCGCUCGAUGAAGCACGUGAGAGCGGGUGGAUGGAGCCGGCCGAGAAAUCUGCCUCUAUCUCGGAGAUCAUCAGUCUGUACGAUGCCUCUCUGGUUCACUGGGAUCAGAUUCCUAGACAGGUCGUCACGUGGCUCGGGAUGGUCUUGAUCGUCGCCUUCUCUUCCAGUCUGGACGUCGUUGCCAUUGAGAUCGACAUGGGCAGCAAACUCAACAUUAACCACGAACUAAAGACUGUGGGCUGGUCUAACAUUGUGAGUGGGUUAUUCGGAGGGUACACCGGGUCGUACAACUUUGAACAGACCAUCUUCACUUGUCGUUCCAAGACCAACUCACGCAUCGUAGGCGUUUGUGUCAUCCUGGCGGAACUCGCUAUCGUCGCGAUCCCUGUGGCCGUCAUGAGUCAUGUACCCACGUUCUUCGUUGCAGCCACACUCAUCUUCGUGGCGUUGGACCUCAUGCUGGAGUGGCUGAUACUCGCUUAUCGCAAGAUGUACCUGCGUGAGUGCGUCGUCGUGUGGCUGACGUUCCUGGCUAUCAACUUCUUCUCUCUUGAGCUCGGUAUCGUGGCCGGCGUGGGUGUAGCUGCUCUCAACUUUAUGAUCAGCUACGUACAAGUUCCAGUCCUGAAUCCUCGCCCAAUAGCAUCAGCUCCGAGGCCGAACUUUGGCGAAAGCGCAGUGACUCGCUUUUCCGUGGCUGUACCGAAUUUUGGACAGAGUACUAUGAGUUUCCGUCCCAACGCGUCAGUGGGGACACGUAACCUCGCUCAGAGCACCGUGUUCAACGUGAAAAACGCUGGUAUCGCACACUUCGAGUUCUGCGGGUACCUCUUCUUCGGUUCGGCUGUUAAAAUCCUGGACGGCGUUCAGAAGGGCAUCUACGUUCGUAGACAAACAAGCGACAAUGAAGACGAGCGAGGAACACAGCGUGAGUCCAGCUUCCUCCCAAUCCGCGCGUCCUGGAAUGCCCCGGUUGAGUGUCUUGAUGGUACGCCCACAUCGGACGAAAAUGCUAUUCCAACUGAGUUCGUUGUCAUCGAUUUCACUCGCGUAUCCGGCAUGGAUGCGACUGCAGCAUGCAGCGCCUUCGCUAUCUUGCACAACUACUGUAAGAUCCAAGGCAUCCGUGUCGUAUACGCUAAUGUACGUCCAAAUAUCCGUGCUCUGCUGCUGAAGAGUAAAGCAGCGACUGAUGACAGCAUCUUCGCCACGACCGACUCAGCUCUCGAGUUCUGCGCGAAGCAGUUGAUGCCUGAUGCGAAUGGCUCAAAGGAGACUCGUGGAUACGCUAAUGAGCCUAUCAGCUUGUUAUUGCACCGCUAUUUAGGAGAACCCGACAACUCGAGGCUGCUGAAAGGUGUCGACCAGUUCUUCAGUAAGCGUGAGAUCCCUGCUGGUCACGAGUUCUACCACGUUGCAGAGUCCUCGGAACAUUUUUACUUCUUGGCUCGUGGGUCGGUUAACCUGCUCGUGAACGAAGACGGCAGCGUGGACCCCGGCCAACCUCUCACUCAGCUGCAGACUGUGCUGCCUGGCUCCAUGUUCGGUGAGGUUUUCUUCUUCAGCCAGCAGCCUCGUCAAACUGUAGCCAUCGCAGCCGAGCCCUGCACGGUCUUUGAGAUGAGUCGCGAGCAGUUCGACGCUAUGAAGCUCCGAGCCCCCACACUAUCUGUCAGCUUCCUCGACGUGGUAGUACAAUCCAUUCUGAAGUAG
This is a messenger RNA of Phytophthora nicotianae INRA-310, 2520 nucleotides long. RefSeq lists its product as hypothetical. Gene Ontology annotation, cellular component: membrane. NCBI's taxonomy places the organism in Eukaryota, Oomycota, Peronosporomycetes, Peronosporales, Peronosporaceae. The transcript has a single exon. The record is from RefSeq and is a predicted model, not a curated record. The coding region runs from base 1 to 2520 and encodes 839 amino acids.